AGCUGGGAGGGAUGAGAAGCAAGCUGCAAACCCUGCUUCUGACCAGAGCAAGUGCUCAGCCUGCCUUCACUGGCCUCUCCUGCAUGCACGCCUGGGCAGCACCGCGCUCCUUGCUUUCCUCCCUCUGUUGCAUUUUGUAUCCUGGUAACAUCGCUCACGUUAGAGCCGGUGUAUGCUGGUAACAUGGCUGAGUUUUGGGGUGCAGAGAGCUCCAUGUGGCCUGCUGGGCUGUUGUGAAGACCGUAGCUGCAGGAGGAAUGAACAAAACUCACCCCCAGAGGAACAGUGAUGUAGCUCCUUUUGAUCCAGUAAAGUCCUUCUCUGAAGAAAGAGGCUGCUGUCGGCCGCGUGGGGCCCACCUGUGUUGCCCACCGAGAUGUGUCUGUGUCACCACGCUGCUCCUCCUGGCUGCCACGGUGGCCAUCGUGGGCCUGGCGGUGGCACUGGGGCUCUCAUCACGCUCACCAGCGAACCGCCUCUGUGCAGCCUCCAAUAACCGGACAGGCUUCUUGUGUGACGACAGAGUGACUUGCAUCCCAGCCAGCCAGGUCUGUGACAGAACCACCAACUGCAGAGACGGAGAGGAUGAGCAGGAGAAACUCUGUGGCGACCUGCCCCGCAGCCUCCCGGCGUUCCUGGUUUUCCGCUGCGGUAACCCUGCGCACUGGGUCUAUGCUGACAAGAGGUGCGACGGGAUGAACGACUGCGGGGACUGCUCCGACGAGACGGGGAGCUUGGCCGCCUGCCCUCCGUGCGGGUCAGCGUGGUGGAGCUGCAGCCCUGUGUUGUACGAGUACUGCGCGUGCGUGCCCAGGUCACUGUGCCGCGACAGCGUCCAGCACUGCGUCAGCUGGUCCGAUGAGUACCUCUGCACGCCGUGAAGCUUCAGCACCAGGAGACGCUGGACGAGGUGGGGAGUUCCCUGCACUGUCGACUCCCAUGCUGCUUUCCUGUUCUGGAAGCUCCAGCCUGAGCAGCACGAGGGGUGCGC
This is a messenger RNA of Oxyura jamaicensis (ruddy duck), 991 nucleotides long. RefSeq names its product low density lipoprotein receptor class A domain containing 1 (gene LDLRAD1). The transcript has 6 exons. Lineage: Eukaryota; Metazoa; Chordata; Aves; Anseriformes; Anatidae. The record is from RefSeq and is a predicted model, not a curated record. Gene Ontology annotation, molecular function: protein binding. Bases 258 to 881 code for a protein of 207 amino acids.